AUGACAAAUGUGGAUGAAGGAAAAGUUGCGUUGAAAUAUAUGGGAGAGGAGUAUUAUCAGGAUUCUUUGAAUGUGAUGAUGAAAGGAAAUUAUAUUGAGUUGGUGAGAAUCCAAAUUGUCUUCACGACCAUUGAUUUUUCAAAUAAUAAUUUCAAAGGAAAGAUGCCAAAGAUAAUUGGGAGGCUAAAAUUACUGAAGGGGCUUAACUUUUCUCACAAUAACCUUACAGGUUAUAUUCCAUCAUCAUUUGGAAAUUUGAAAAAUCUUGAAUGGUUAGACCUCUCUUUCAACAAGCUUAUCGAGGAGAUUCCUGGGCAAUUGGUAGAUCUACCAUGGCUUGAAGUCUUAAAGUUGUCACAUAACCAACUUACAGGACACAUAACUUCAGGAAAGCAAUUCAAUACAUUUGAUAAUGAUUCAUACACUGAAAACCUAGGAUUAUGUGGCUUUCCAUUGUCAAGAAUAUGCAACAACCAUUGA
This is a messenger RNA of Quercus lobata, 480 nucleotides long. RefSeq names its product receptor-like protein 33. The coding region runs from base 1 to 480 and encodes 159 amino acids. Gene Ontology annotation, molecular function: protein binding. The record is from RefSeq and is a predicted model, not a curated record. The transcript has a single exon. Lineage: Eukaryota; Viridiplantae; Streptophyta; Magnoliopsida; Fagales; Fagaceae.